CCUCCAGACCCAAACACACAACACACUCCUCCUUCUUCCUCUCCUUCUUCCUCUCCUUCUUCCUCUCUGCUUCCAUUUGUUCGAAUGCACCGUCGCUAAUCGCCGUUAACGCCUCAAAAUGAGUCCGACUGCCGUCGAAGCUCCAUUACUUCUUCUUUUUCUUCUUGCCGCAGCGCUCCUGUGCCCGCUCGGAGGAGCCAGGCUUCUGGUGGAGAUGACGGUGGUCCGAAACGCCUCUUCCAUCGGAGCUCUUUGUUUGGACGGAAGCUUGCCAGCUUAUCAUCUGGACAGAGGAUUCGGCGCCGGAGCGGGAAACUGGCUUCUACAGUUCGAGGGUGGUGGGUGGUGCAAUGAUGUAACAUCUUGUUUUGAGAGAGCGAAUAGUCGAAGAGGAUCAACACAUCUGAUGACCAAAUGGGAGGAUUUUUCUGGUAUUCUUAGCAACAAUGCUUCCCUUAACCCAGACUUUUAUAAUUGGAACCGUGUGAAACUCAGGUACUGUGAUGGAGCCUCAUUUGCUGGAGAUGCCUUGUUUGAUAACGGGACAUCAGUGCUUCAUUUCAAAGGUCAAAAGAUAUGGGAAUCCAUCAUUCUUGACCUUCUACCAAAAGGGUUGGGGACAGCAAGGAAGGCUCUGCUUUCUGGUUGCUCUGCUGGAGGUUUAGCAACUUUUCUGCAUUGUGAAAAUUUCACUAAUUAUUUGCCAAGAAAUGCAAGUGUCAAAUGCUUGAGUGAUGCUGGAUUUUUUCUUGACUUAAGAGACAUAGGUUUAAAUCACACCAUGAGGAACUUUUAUAAGGAUCUUGUGGCUCUUCAGGGAAUGGAGCGAAAUCUGAAUGAAAACUGCACAGCCUCCUCUUACUUUCCAGAAUUGUGCAUAUUCCCUCAAUAUUCUUUGAAGUACAUAACAACUCCAUUUUUCAUUCUCAAUUCAGCAUAUGAUGUUUUCCAAUUUCAUCAUGGGUUGGUGCCACCAUCUGCUGAUUUACAUGGACAUUGGAACCAUUGCAAAUUAAAUCCAGCAGACUGUAGUGAACUACAGAUCCAGGUACUGCAAGGUCUAAGACUCAGUAUGCUCUCUGCAUUAAGAUUAUUCCAUGAAUAUUCAAGCAGAGGAGGAAUGUUCAUAAAUUCAUGUUUUGCUCAUUGCCAAAGUGAGUCCCAAGACACAUGGUUUGCACCUGACUCCCCAACAAUAGACAACAAGACGAUAGCAGAAGCAGUUGGUGAUUGGUACUUUGGGAGGAGAAACAUAAAGGAAAUAGACUGUGCUUAUCCAUGUGAUUCUACUUGCCAUAAUAUUAUACCAUAAAUAGCUUCGGUUGAGGCAGAGAAUUUAUAUAAUACAUUCUUUUGAAAAGACAAGAAAGCAAGACAGUGCCCAUUGCUAAUUUAUCCUCAAAGAGGACACACACAUUCAAUACACAAUACACACAUCAAUUUAAUAACAACACCACACAAUAUUUUCUACAAACAAAACUUUUAUUUUUCUUUAAUUUCUUUUGUUUUUUCUUAUAAUUAAUUUCCUUUCAAGUUACUUGUAAUGUUACUCAAAUUCAAUAUAUAAGUUAUUAUAUAUCCAUUUGUUUCUAUUCUUUU
Molecule: messenger RNA, 1599 nt
Organism: Cucumis sativus (cucumber)
Lineage: Eukaryota; Viridiplantae; Streptophyta; Magnoliopsida; Cucurbitales; Cucurbitaceae
Product: pectin acetylesterase 9
Exons: 13
Coding region: 119-1312 (397 amino acids)
Molecular function (GO): hydrolase activity
Source: RefSeq, a predicted model, not a curated record